This is a messenger RNA of Orycteropus afer afer, 1200 nucleotides long. NCBI's taxonomy places the organism in Eukaryota, Metazoa, Chordata, Mammalia, Tubulidentata, Orycteropodidae. The record is from RefSeq and is a predicted model, not a curated record.
AUGAGGGCAGUGAGCACCGGUCUAGUGGACUGUCAUUGCCACCUUUCCGCCCCACACUUUGACCGCGAUCUGGAUGAUGUGUUGGAGAAAGCCAAGAAGGCCAAUGUUACGGCCCUUGUGACAGUUGCUGAACAUUCAGGAGAAUUUGAAAAGAUCAUGCAGCUUUCAGAAAGGUACAGUGGAUUUAUCCUGCCAUGCUUGGGUAUCCACCCAGUUCAAGGAUUUUCACCAGAAGACCAAAGAAGUGUCACAUUAAAGGAUUUGGAUGUAGCUUUGCCCAUUAUUGAAAAUUACAAGGAUCGAUUGUUGGCAAUUGGAGAGGUUGGACUAGACUUCUCCCCCCGAUUUGCCAGCACUGAUGAACAGAAGGAAGGACAAAGACAAGUCCUGAUCAGACAGAUCCAGUUAGCCAAAAGACUAAAUUUGCCUCUAAAUGUCCACUCACGCUCAGCUGGAAGACCCACCAUCAACCUCUUACGUGAGCAAGGUGCUGACAAGGUGCUGCUACACGCAUUUGACGGUCGGCCAUCUAUAGCCAUGGAGGGAGUAAGAGCUGGGUAUUUCUUCUCUAUUCCUCCUUCUAUUAUAAGAAGUGGACAGCUAUCUUUUUUUUCCUCUAAGAAGCAAAAACUUGUGAAACAGUUACCUUUAACGUCUCUGUGCUUAGAAACAGAUUCGCCUGCACUAGGACCAGAAAAACAGGUACGAAAUGAGCCUCGGAACAUUUCCAUUUCAGCAGAAUAUAUUGCCCAGGUGAAAGGAAUCUCAGUGGAAGAAGUUAUAGAAGUGACUACACAGAAUGCAUUGAAACUUUUUCCGAAGCUUCAGCAGCUCCUCCAGAAAUAGCUUCAAAACCAUGAAUUACCAAACCAAAUCAGCUGCACGGGACAGUAUUUGAGGGGAGAGAAAUGUUCUAAUUAAGAAUCUGAACUGAAAAAGCCAUUAUAUAGAGCUAUAGAAGAUUACAAUUUUAGAGAGAUAUUUUCUCUUAACUUGGAUCCUGGAACCCUGGUUUCUGCUUCCAGCCUUGUGUUGCUUUUCAGGUAACAGUCCUAGCAGGAGAUGUGGAAGCACUGAUGCUUCUAAUCUUGCUCCGUUAAAUAGAACCACCUCAUGAGUUGAAACCAUUUCUUCAGGGAAGGGUGGCUCCCACACGGCAGAGAUAAGCUCUACUGUGGUGAGGAGGAAGCAGGCUACACU